This is a messenger RNA of Durio zibethinus, 2050 nucleotides long. Its product is annotated as membrane-associated kinase regulator 5-like. NCBI's taxonomy places the organism in Eukaryota, Viridiplantae, Streptophyta, Magnoliopsida, Malvales, Malvaceae. Gene Ontology annotation, cellular component: plasma membrane. The record is from RefSeq and is a predicted model, not a curated record.
UCUUUCUUAGUCUCGUAAGGCCGGUCACGUGCUCUACCUGUAUUUCCACGCAAACAAUUCCUUAGGCUAGCAAAAACAACCAAACCUACAAAAUAAACACUGUUCAAAAGCAAAGCUCUCUCUCUCUCUGCCUAGUCUCUUUGUAAAAGUGGAAAUAAAAAGCUUGGCUCACCCUGAGAUGCCCCUGAAACACCAUUUUCAAUUUCUGUCAACUCACCCAUAAAACGGAGUGCAAAGGGUCUCUUUUUUAGAACUAGUUUUUUUUUUUUUUCCCAUCACAUUCGUCUCUCUCGUAUUCUUUCUUCUCUCUCUUUCUAAUUACCAUGGAAGCUCUCAGUUUUCUCAGAUUUUGGAAACCCAGCUAUGGUGUUCACAAGGAGAACCCAAACCAACCGUGUUAUGGAAACAGAGGCUCCACCCAGAUUCCAACGUCUUUGAUUGUUUCAGAUCAUGAGUUGGAUGAAGGGGAGGACUCUUUCAUCGACUUGGAGCUUCCUUUACAUGAUUUUGACGACAAGGGAAACGUCUGCAGCUACGGCCGUGAAGAGAACGGUGUCAAAGACAAGAAAAGAUUUGAUUCCAAGGAAGAGGAAGUGUUCCAUGAAUCAGCUAAGAAUGUUGGUGAUAAAGAGCUCGACUUGCGACAGCAAACUCGUUCUCUGUCUCCCAACGAUCACUUCUCCAAAAGAAAGAUCAUCCCCAUUGAGUCAAGCUCCAAGCCUCAAUCUCCCAUAACUCUGUUAAAAUCAGCUCCGAAAUUUCGAGUCUUUACUCUCAAGAAGUCAAAUUCAAUGGCAAAUACUAGUAAUACACAUAGCUCAGAGAAAACAGAGUUCUUCGGUAUUUCUAUGGAGACCCCAAAGCAUGAAAAGAAAGGCAGCAGCAAGCAUUUCAAAGUGAAAUUCAAAUUAGAGGAGUCUCCAAACCUCCCAAUCUUCACCAGGGAAAAUAGUUUGUGGAAAACAAAAGGCAAAACGGAGGACUUGUUAUCAGACGAUUCCUCAAAGAGAUUAUCAAAAGAUCUGAUACAAAAAUACUUGAAUAUAGUCAAGCCAUUGUACAUAAAAGUCUCAAAAAAGAACAGUCAAAGUGACAAGACAAAAGUCUUAGGUGACUUAUCAAUGUCAUCCCCAGUUGCUUCUCCGGCAACGGUAUAUUCCAUGAAGGAGAAACAGGGGAAUCUUUCAACAGGGGUUAGAGGGGUGUGCAAGCACUUGGGAAAGAGCAGAUCAGCUUCGGCUGCAGCAUCGCCGAUUAGUAGGAGAGAUGAUUCGCUGCUACUGCAACAUGAUGGGAUCCAAAGCGCCAUUUUGCAUUGCAAAAAAUCUUUCAAUUCAUCAAGAGAAUCUUCUUGGUUGUCGAGAUGCACAAGUGAUUCUUCACAAGAGAAGUUAAGCAAUGCAUCUUCUAUAGAUUCUUCCAUUCUGUCACGAAUUACAAGCAAUUCUUCGUACGAGAAACUGAUGGACCCCGGUAGAAUAUCCAGCUAAGAAGGAAAUGUCUUCAGCACCCGAAAGUUCUAGAAAACGCGGGGAAAAAAUGUUGUUAAUCAAAGCCUAUAGAAAGAAAACAUUUGACAGAGACUUUGAUUUUCAUUAUCAUGAUGUAAAAAAAUGAAAGGUAAAAAAAAAAAAAAAGGAGAAAAAACAAGAAUUUAGAGAGGGUAGGAUUGUUGUUUGAUUGUUAGCUAUGAUGAGCAGUGAGUAGCGUAGGUUCACUUGUAAAGGUCAUGGGUCAUCAUGAAGAGACUGAAAGUAACUCUAUAGUUGGAUUUUUUUGGUUGUGUGACUGUGUAUGGUCUUGCAUUUCUGCUGUUAAGCCAUUAUGUUAUCUUUGAAAGGUGAUCUGUUCAUAUCAAAGAUGUGAUCAUUUCUGGAUUUGAAGGACCUGAAAUGACUAAACAGUUUUCUCCGCUUUGUUCUUUCUUUUCAUUUUCUGGGGUGAGAAUUUGAGACUAUGCUUUUUCCAGGACAACUGGUAGUUUCUGAUGGGAAAGGGGAGAAGUUGGACAGGAACGGAAUGGGAAUAUUUACUAAUGUAGGGGUCACUG